AUGAUAUCAGAGCAGGAUUCAGCUAGAACUGAUCGGGGCUCGGGGCAGCGACCGUGGGAGAGGAGUACAAAUCUCCGCAUCUCAGAACUGGUCGGCAGGUGUGCAGGCCACGCACGCACACGCACGCCCCACGCCCACGCACACACCCAGCGCAAACCUGACGCACUUAUGAAUGGGCCAUGCACGCAUUCGCUCGCACACACGCACGCAAUUGCUGUUGUUCAC
Iphiclides podalirius (scarce swallowtail) is the source of this 225-nucleotide messenger RNA. NCBI's taxonomy places the organism in Eukaryota, Metazoa, Arthropoda, Insecta, Lepidoptera, Papilionidae. The record is from the annotation of a GenBank genome assembly.